AUGAAGCUUUUGCAUGCCGCCUCUUUGCAAUUGCUGUCCAGCUUUUCCCGAGCGAACCCGGGGUUCAUAUACCAGCAGACGCACAACCCGCGGAGGGUUCUGACGAAACCAUCAAAACCUGUCCAUAACGGAGGCAAGGACAAUGAAGACUGGGACUAUCUCCUCUAUGUCAAUGAUAUUCUGGGAGACCAGGAAGGCCGACAGUACAGCAUUCAGGAUAUUCUUGGGCAAGGAACGUUUGGGCAGGUUGCCAAAUGUGUGAAUAUAAAGACAAAAGAGGCGGUGGCGAUAAAGGUCAUCAAGAACAAACCCGCCUAUCGCAAUCAGUCUCUCAUGGAAGUCGCAAUACUGGAGAUGCUGAACCGGAAAUUUGACCCGAACGAUUCGCAUCACAUUGUGCGCAUGGUGGACCAUUUCGUACACUUCAGCCACCUCUGCAUCGUAUUCGAGAUUAUGAGUGUGAAUCUAUACGAGCUGAUCAAACAAAAUCAAUUCCGCGGAUUGUCCGCGAACUUGGUACGGAUCUUCAUUCGCCAGAUCUUGGAUUCACUGGUUGUUCUGAACAAGGCGCGUAUAAUCCACUGCGACCUGAAACCCGAGAACAUCCUACUGAAAAACCUGGAGUCUCCGAACAUCAAAGUGAUCGAUUUUGGAUCGGCGUGCCAUGAAAAUCAGACUGUGUACACAUAUAUCCAGUCUCGGUUCUAUAGAUCACCGGAGGUACUCCUGGGGCUACCAUACACGUCGUCUAUCGAUAUGUGGUCAUUAGGUUGCAUUGCAGCAGAACUGUUUUUGGGGCUUCCUCUGUUCCCUGGUUCUUCGGAAUACAAUCAGAUCUCGAGGAUAGUUGAGAUGUUGGGUUUGCCGCCCACGUACAUGUGCGAGAAAGGGAAGCAGGCCAGGAACUUCCUGAACAAGCGGUACACAGCAGAUGGCAGGCCAUUUUUUGUGCUGAAAACUCCUGUGGAAUAUAUGGAGGAAUCUGGAACUACCGAACAGCCCUCGAAGCGGUAUUUUUCAGGAACUACCUUACCGGAGGUGAUUAACGCAUAUCCACUAACGAAGAAAGGGGCGUCGGUGCAAGAUAUGGAAAAAGAAACGCUCAGCCGUCAAUGCUUCAUUGAUUUCUUGCACGGAGUACUCACCAUCAACCCGUUCGAGCGGUGGACACCUCAUCAAGCGAGGAUGCAUCCUUUCGUCACUGGGGAGGCAUAUACUGGGCCAUUUAUGCCGCAGGGCGCACGGAAGCCUAUGCAAUCAGUAGCGACCUCCGGGGUCCCAAUGGAUUCUCGACCGGAUAUGGACAGUCAAGCUUGGAGGAGACGCUACCUCCACAACUACAGCGACUGGCAGCUGCUCAACGGCAAAGCGGGAACGAAGCGAUGCGCAACCACGCCAACGCUGCUCACGCGGGAUUACCCAUUGUGGACAUGA
Fimicolochytrium jonesii is the source of this 1434-nucleotide messenger RNA. Its product is annotated as kinase-like domain-containing protein. Lineage: Eukaryota; Fungi; Chytridiomycota; Chytridiomycetes; Spizellomycetales; Powellomycetaceae. The coding region runs from base 1 to 1434 and encodes 477 amino acids. The transcript is spliced from 10 exons. Gene Ontology annotation, biological process: peptidyl-serine phosphorylation; peptidyl-threonine phosphorylation. Gene Ontology annotation, molecular function: protein tyrosine kinase activity; protein serine/threonine kinase activity; ATP binding. Gene Ontology annotation, cellular component: cytoplasm; nucleus. The record is from RefSeq and is a predicted model, not a curated record.